AUGUUAAAGUUUAUAAUUCCUCUUGUUGUAUUGAUUAAGUAUUCUAAAGAAUGAAAGAUUGUUCAGGUAGGUAUAUUUUUUGUUAGGUUUAUUUUAAGAUUACAUUGUUAUCAUAACUUUUAUUUAUUUAGAGUAGGAUUUAACCUUGGUAUGGAUUAUAUCAGUUAUAUUAUAAUUAUGUUGAGAUUUUGAGUGGUUUCUUUAAUUUUAAUUUCUAGUCAAAAAGUUAAGAAGUUAGAUAACUUUAAUAGGAUAUUUAUCAUAGUAAAUAUUAUAUUAUUGGUGUUUUUGGUACUUACUUUUUCUUCAAUAGAUUAUCUUAUGUUUUAUAUUAGAUUUGAAGCUUCUUUAAUUCCAACUUUGAUUUUAAUUUUAGGCUGAGGGUACCAGCCUGAGCGAAUUCAGGCGGGUAUUUAUAUACUUUUUUAUACUUUGGCAUUUUCUUUACCUCUUCUUGUAUCUUUACUCGUAUAUUACAGAGUUAGUGGAAGAUUGAUCAUUAAUUUAAGAAGAUCUUUAAGAGGGAUGGGUUAUGUAAGAAAGUUAUGAUAUAUUAGGACGGUCUUAGCUUUUAUAGUUAAGCUACCAAUGUUUAUAUUCCACUUAUGACUUCCUAAAGCACAUGUAGAAGCUCCUAUUGCAGGUUCUAUAAUUUUAGCUGGGGUACUAUUAAAGUUGGGAGGAUAUGGACUGAUUCGAGUUCUUAUUAUAUUCCAAGAAAAUAACAAAGAGUUUUGUUGAUUAUGGGUUAGAGUAAGAAUUAUAGGAGGAGUUUAUAUUAGACUUGUAUGUAUACGUCAAGUUGAUAUAAAAUCUUUAAUUGCUUAUUCAUCUGUUGUCCAUAUAAGAUUAGUCCUUUGUGGUAUUGUUAUUUUUAGAUGAUGAGGUUUAGCUGGUUGUAUAAUUUUGAUAGUCGGGCAUGGUUUGUGUUCUUCUGGAUUAUUUUGUUUAGCUAAUAUAGUGUAUGAACGAACAGGAAGACGAAGUUUAAUAGUGAAUAAAGGAUUACUAACAUUUAUACCAAGAAUAGGCUUGUGAUGAUUUUUAUUAAGAGUGAGAAACAUGGCUAGGCCUCCAUCAUUAAACCUUAUAGGAGAAAUUAUAUUGAUUUUAACUAUAUUAAGAUGAAGAAAACUAACAAUUUUUGGUAUUAGAUUAUUAUCUUUUUUUAGAGCAAGAUACACAUUGUAUAUAUAUAGGUUAAGUCAGCAUGGGGUUUUUUAUAAUUCGUUAUAUUCAUGUUGUUCAGGUAAGGUCAAUGAAUAUUUAAGUUUAUUUUUACAUUGAUUGCCUUUAAAUAUUAUAAUUUUAAAUAGAACUUUAGUUAUAAUUUAG
Portunus trituberculatus (swimming crab) is the source of this 1335-nucleotide messenger RNA. NCBI's taxonomy places the organism in Eukaryota, Metazoa, Arthropoda, Malacostraca, Decapoda, Portunidae. The record is from the annotation of a RefSeq genome assembly.